Molecule: messenger RNA, 894 nt
Organism: Setaria italica (foxtail millet)
Lineage: Eukaryota; Viridiplantae; Streptophyta; Magnoliopsida; Poales; Poaceae
Exons: 2
Coding region: 106-480 (124 amino acids)
Source: RefSeq, a predicted model, not a curated record
AGUCAACCGAUCCGGCGUGAAUCGACCGCGCGACGCACCCGCUUCGUCCUCAUCUCCACUCCAUCUCUCCCGACUCCCGAGUCUCGACUCUCGACCCCGUCCUCCAUGUCUGACGCGUACAAGAAAGCCAAAGCCGGCCGCCUCGUCUUCAAGGGCGGCGAGGCUGCCUCCCUCCACAAGCCGAAGAAGCACAAGAAGAAGAAUAAGAAGCCCGCCUCCGAUGCCCCCGCCGACGGUGAUGUCGAGGCCGCGGCGGCCGCGGCCGCGGAGGGCGCCGAAGGCGGAGGCGGUAGCGGCGCCGGCGACGAUUACACCAUCGACGCGGCGAAGAGGAUGAAGUACGAGGAGCUCUUCCCCGUAGAGGCCAAGAAGUUCGGGUACGACCCCGCCAACGCCGCCCGCGCCGCCGCCCGCAAUCGCUCCGUCGAGGAGGCCCUUGACGACCGCGUGCGCAAGAAGGCCGACCGCUACUGCAAGUGAGGUGGCUCAUUCACUGUAGCUAUUUGCACCAGUAAUGGAGAGAGGCUCACUUGACUUAGCUCAGUGUAUCAGAGAUGGUAUCUUUGGAUAAGUCAGGCCUAGAUGGUGUAUUGUCAUUUAGCUAGUCUCAGUACUGUUGAAGCAUUUUCUUAAAUGCAUAUGUACCAGUAAGCAGAAGGAUGCUUGCAUCUGUUCUGACAUGAUUUUAUUCCACCCUCUUUCUUUCAUGGAUUGGCCAUUUAGAGAAUACCAGAUGGUUCACACCAGUGUUAUUGCAUUUGUAUUUGAAAUACAGUUACAAGCCUGGAAAGUUUUCCUAUGCAGUGCUGUCUUUUAUCCUUUUGAAUCGCUACUACUCAACCAGUAGCAGUAGCAAGUAUAUGAUCUAUAUCUUCUAGUGGAGACAUUGAGUGA